Molecule: messenger RNA, 444 nt
Organism: Triticum turgidum subsp. durum (durum wheat)
Lineage: Eukaryota; Viridiplantae; Streptophyta; Magnoliopsida; Poales; Poaceae
Source: the annotation of a GenBank genome assembly
AUGGCGUCCAAGAGGAUACAGAAGGAGCUCAAGGAUCUGCAGAAGGAUCCCCCCACCUCAUGCAGCGCAGGCCCUGUGGGUGAAGAUAUGUUCCAUUGGCAGGCAACAAUAAUGGGCCCAUCUGACAGCCCAUAUUCCGGUGGAGUUUUCCUAGUUACUAUCCACUUCCCUCCUGAUUAUCCUUUCAAACCACCAAAGGUGGCAUUCCGCACCAAGGUGUUCCAUCCAAACAUCAACAGCAACGGGAGCAUUUGUCUGGACAUCCUCAAGGACCAAUGGAGCCCCGCUCUGACCAUUUCCAAGGUGCUGCUGUCCAUCUGCUCCCUGCUGUGUGACCCAAACCCUGACGAUCCUCUGGUUCCUGAGAUCGCUCACAUGUACAAGACGGACCGGCACAAGUAUGAGAGCACCGCCAGGACCUGGACGCAAAGGUAUGCCAUGUAA